Sphaeramia orbicularis (orbiculate cardinalfish) is the source of this 1135-nucleotide messenger RNA. RefSeq names its product transmembrane protein 126A (gene tmem126a). Gene Ontology annotation, biological process: mitochondrial respiratory chain complex I assembly. Lineage: Eukaryota; Metazoa; Chordata; Actinopteri; Kurtiformes; Apogonidae. Gene Ontology annotation, cellular component: mitochondrion. The transcript has a single exon. The coding region runs from base 158 to 772 and encodes 204 amino acids. The record is from RefSeq and is a predicted model, not a curated record.
CCACCCACCCCCCGCCUGGAGCGCUUGGAAUUGUGGGUAAGACAUGGCCGCGCGCAGUGUUCAGAUUGUCAACUGUCUACAUGUUGUGAGUUAGAAACCUAAACCACUGAAAAAGUGGACAUUUUUGCAGCUUUUGGGGUAAAUACAUAUUCUGAAGAUGUCGGAAAAUACACCGAAGGAGGGUGGCCCUGGAAAGCCGCUCACGAGGACUGUAAUCGCAGAAAUGUUGCAAAGUAAUUUCGAGAGACUGCCUGACAUUGACCAGAAAAUCUUCCUGUACGGUCCGGUGUACUUCGGGGGGAACGCCAGCCUUGUGGGUCUAAUCGCCAACAGCUUGUUUCGCAGGGCUCUGAAUGUCAGACAGGCCCCGUUCGCCUCCGGCCUGCCCAUGGCCGUGCUGCCCUUCCUGACCACCGUCGCCGUGUACAACGCAGCCGUGUCCGCCCCUCUCAUGUUCGGGGACCUCAACUGUCCCACGUGCGCCCUAAUGCGCGGUGCCCUCGUCGGGGUGGUCGGCGGGGGGCUGUAUCCCAUCCUCCUGGCCCUACCUGUAAAUGUCGGCCUGGCCUCCAGGUACAACACAGCACCGAUGCCAGAGAAGGGCAACGCUGUUCGGUACUGCGUGGACCUGUGCAGGCCGAUCAUGAGGAAGAUGAGGGUGGCUCUGGCCCUGCAGGCUUUCUUCGGAACCUACCUGGGCUCCAGACACUUCCAGACCUACAUGACACUGACCAAGAUAUCGUUUGGGUCUAGAGAGGAGCUCACUGACUGAAAUACAAACACACCCUUGUGCAUUUCUGAUGUGUGUCAGUUAUUGAUUUCAGUUUCACAUGAAAUACACUUGUAGGGUUUUUUUGACAGUAAAUAAAUGUAUCACUGUAAUAAUACGGUUUUGUCAAAUGAUCAUUAAAUCACAUGUAUUGAUAUAAUACCUGGAGCCUCUUGAUAUGGUAUGAGUCCAGAGUUGGAUCAGUCAACAUUGUCAGUCUACUAAAUGAAUCAAUCCCAUUAACAAAGCAAAAUGUCAAACACCCUUGUAUCUUUGUUUGGUAUGACCAUUUUCUAAAAGAAUGCCACUAUGAUGAAAGACUUUUUUCAAAAAACAAAUCAAAAUAAACCAGAAAAAUGUGUAAGA